UAAUCUGUCUUGUUGCCUGGAGAUAAGUAAAAUGGAGUCGGAAAUCGCUUUUAAAGGUCUACCCUGUCAGCCAUGUUGGCUCAACACGAACUGUCGUAUGAUGUUUAGAGUCUUGUGAUACAGGCCUACCUUGAUCCAAAAUGUCGUCAGCUGCGUCCUAACCCGAGAUAAGGACGUAACAUACUUUACCCCGCGCCUGAUAUCUGUGACGCUAUUGCGGCGGACCUUCAGAGCUCGAGCUCGUAACGGCAGCGGCGGGGAGAGAAGUCAUCACUUCUCCUGCUGCUAUUUAGCACACUGCGUAGGGUUACAGCAGGUUGAGCCUGGAACCAGCUGUCCUCCAAGAUGAACCCUUAUGAGUGAAAGUAGCCUAUUCAGUAAGCUGCUAGCUUCCAGUGGUCAAAGCCAUGCCUGAAGAUUAGAGCCACCUUUUGCUUACAGCAAUACGAAUAUACAGAGGAUUCUACAUGACUCUUCAUGUAGACCUUCCUGUGUUUGUCCUGCUGGAUUGAGUCCUUCCUCUCCUACUAUAAUAUCAGCUCUCUCCCAUUCAUACCACUCCCUCUCGCACUUUCAUGUCCACCUGGGAACAUGUAUCUGCAUUUGAGAAUGGCUCCAACCUAGUCUCAUGCGUCCAAUGAGUGGAGAGUCAGACGGCCCUGCUCCUGAAAGAGUCUCGCGGGCCUUCCCUUUGUCAGGCCCUGUGUCGUCCUCCGAGAUGUCCUCACUGCAGUCACUAGGGCCAGUGCAGAGCUGGCUGGGUCAGGAGCUGGAGAAAUGUGGCAUAGAUGCAAUGAUCUACACCCGUUAUGUUCUUAGCCUGCUUCUGCACGACAGCUAUGACUAUGAUCUGCAGGACCAGGAAAAUGACAUCUUCCUGGGCUGGGAGAAGGGAACAGGGAAGAAAUGGGGGAAGAGCAAGAGGAAGGGAGGGACUGACCUUACUCUUGAAGAGAUGAAGAAACAAGCUGCUGUGCAAUGUUUGCGUUCAGCAUCUGAUGAAAAUUCUGGAAUUGAAAGCUUGGUCGAGGAGCUAUGCUCUAAACUCAAGGAUAUUCAAAACAAACAGAAAGAAAAAGAAAAGCAAGGAAAUAAAAAAUCUGAUGUAUCUCAGUCUCCUGAACCAGAUGAAUCAUUUUCUUCUAAGGACCAGGUUGAGAUGUACUAUGAAGCUUUUCCACCUCUCUCAGAAAAAUCUGUUUGUCUCCAAGAAAUUAUGACUGUGUGGAACAAAGCUAAAGCCUGCACAUAUUCCAGCGCAUCAUCAUCUGCUGUCCCUCAAACAAGCACAGACACAUCCUCUCCAAAAGACUGCACCAGCGAAGGUGAAGCUUUUAAAGACCGAACAGUUGAUGCACCCAGUUCCAACACCACAAUCAGUGAGAGGGCCCAGCAGCGACGCACAAAGAGGGAGAAGGAAAACCGAUUCCAUGGAAGCGCAACAGGAGUGUGUGACGAUCAGGUUGCUCCUCAUAGUAAAAGACAGGCGAGACACCGGUCUGAGGGGAGGUUUCGUCCCAGAUCGUGGUCCUCUGGCUCUAGUGAGGCUGGCUCAAGCUCCAGUGGUAACCAGGGUGACCAGACCCCUAGUUGCAAAUCAGUGCGCAUAAGACACAAGUCUAGAGAGGUCAGCAGCAGAAAGAAAAGAGGCCACAGUGGUGGCGGACAGGUAAAACUGGCCCUAAAAGUCAUCGACAAAGAAGAGCGGAAAAAUGCACGUGGCAACAUCAGUACCACUGGAGGCCCACCUAAGCAACAGCAGCACUACAUGAAAAAAGGCAAAAGACCUCUGAGGGAGAUCCGCAAAGAUGCUAAUCUGGCUGAGGCACAGGAGUCAGGAGGAGAGGCCAAUAAAAAGGAAUAUAUGGAAGAGCCACUUUGGUAUACAGAGCCCAUCUCGGAGUACUUUGUCCCUCUCAGUAGAAGUAAAUUGGAGACAAAGUAUCGGAGUAAAGACGACUCUUCCAGUGAUUUAGCUAUGUCCAUUGAUGUUGACUGUCUGUCGGAGAGAAUUCAAGGGAUCUGCAUUGCUAAUUCUUGUUUUCAAAGGGCAUACCUUGCAGCAGGCACUUUUGUGGAUGGUCACUUCAUUGAAGUGCCUGGUGAAAGUGACGAAGAGGAUCCUGAACUGAAUGGGAUUCCAAGCUGCCCUCCUCCUGAAGAUGGUCAAAAUUUAGAUGACGAGCAUCUGUCUGAAUUCACUCACUUCUAUGAAGUUGAUUUUUACCAAUCCAUAUUGGAUCCUAGUGCCUCAGAUGCGGUACCAGAAAGCCGAAUCCUGAACAUGAUUCGGCAGAAGAGCAUUGAGCGAAAACACUUUGAAGCAGGAUGUGUAGUUUUAGAUGGCCUUGAGCUGCAAGGGGAAAGUGCAAUAAGGGUUGAUUCUCUGGGAGCCUCAGAAGCAGAUGUUUCUAUCACACAAGAUAUGGAAAAUAUUGCCCAAGUCUGGGAGUGCUGUUCAUCAUCUAGCUUGGAAGAUUUGGAAGGAGAAAGCUGUCCGGGUGACUCUCCAGUCAGGCUCUCCCCAGUGUUGGACAGUGUUCCUUUUAACUUUAGCAAACUGUCUGGAGCUUUUGUAGGGCAUCAUCUCCAAGAGGCCAGCAGUAGCAUCUCUGCCCUAAACUCCUGUUUUCCGCUUUUUGAGUUGCAGUGCGAUAGCCCUACCUUUUCUUUUCCCUGCGACUCUCUUGUGGAGGGUCAGGACAAUGUAGAUUCAAGUAGCUGUUUAGAUCCACAAGGAAACAAACAAUCCCGUUUGCUAAUUUGGACCAAAAACAGUGCCUUUGAAGAAACGGAACACUGCUCUAACUUAUCAACAAGGACCUGCAGUCCCUGGUCCCACUCAGAGGAGACACGGUCAGAUAGUGAACAGAUCAAUGCUCUAGCAGAUGAGUCUGCUCCGUUUGGCAAUGAAGAGGUCAGCUGUGUCUCCCUUAUCCCACCUUUAUGCCUAGAAGAAGAGCUUUUAGAUUUCUUUCAAGAGAACUCCAGUCACCAGCAGGAAGAAACGAGUGUAGGCACAGAGUCCAACCAGCCCUUCAAUAAGAAAUCGAAAUUGGAGUCUGUUUGUGGCAUAGCAUUAGAGCAGGAUGAGAGUAAACUCUAUAAUGCUUUUGUGUUUUCAGAUGUCCCAAAUCAACAAAGUGAUGAAUACACCUCAGGGAUAAUUAAAGACAUUUGGAUGGCUAUUGGAGACCGAGACUGUGUCUUAACACUCGGGGUAAAGAAUACAGGGGAGCACUUGUUUUCAGAUUCUACCAGCUACCAUUGCAGCUGUCUUGACAAGGAUGUAAAAGGUGAAAUUAUUCAAAAGAAAGCUGUGCAGUGUUCGGAGUAUCAUCUUUGGGAUGGGCAGAAAGAGGACAAGGGACUUCCUAAAACCAAGCUCUCUAAAAUGAAUGAUGGGGAUUACACGACACCGGCCAAGCCUUGGAAUUGUAAUUCACAGGACAGCACCUCCUUUAUCCUCGGUGGGGUUUAUGGAGAACUGAAGACUCUAAGUGGCAACAGAGAAUGGGCUAUGAUUCCACCUGGUGAUGCUUGUG
Molecule: messenger RNA, 3545 nt
Organism: Sinocyclocheilus anshuiensis
Lineage: Eukaryota; Metazoa; Chordata; Actinopteri; Cypriniformes; Cyprinidae
Exons: 6
Source: RefSeq, a predicted model, not a curated record